Messenger RNA from Pocillopora meandrina, 9748 nucleotides. The record is from the annotation of a GenBank genome assembly. NCBI's taxonomy places the organism in Eukaryota, Metazoa, Cnidaria, Anthozoa, Scleractinia, Pocilloporidae.
AAAAUUUCCAAAGCACUCUGGGACGGAUCCUGGGACAGCGGAAACUAAAGAGAAUGAUGAUAUGGUAUCUGGCGGUAUUUGAAGUUUAAAACAAUCAUGUUUGGAAAGAAAAAGCCCAAUGAUCCCUCUGCUGAAUGGACAAAGACUGGCAGUUUUGUUCACAAGCCUCAGAGAGGAUGGCUUCAUUCAGACAAUUCGCUGAAGGAAGGCGGAGUUUGUUACGCUGUGAAAGUGAGUUGAUGCUAUGAUCGAUAUUUUGAAACUCAAAUAAUUUUCAUACAAAUUAAUUCAGUGAGUCCAUUCACGUUCGAUUUCAAGGUAUUUUUGUUUCUCCCCUGUAAAUCUGUUACAAAUCAGAGUUUGAUUAUAUUCAAGUCUAGGCAACUUUGAUUCGCGGCCAUCAAAAUACCGCACAAGAGGGAUCUUACCAGAAUUAGUGUUUCGAUCGAUGAGGAUUCCGAAUUAAUCUGUUUUUAAUCAUUGUUCACAGUAUGUUGGCUGUUUACAAGUUCUAAAGUCCAUGCGAACUCUCCCGUACGAUCUUCGACAACAAGUUACAAGGUAAAAUUUUAACUCUAACGAACAUCAGGAACUUCUACGCAGUAAUACUAUACGUAUACAUGUUCACUCAUGUUAUUUAAAAACAAAAGAACGUAACAAGGUUUCUAUCUGACAUCAUCGAUGAAAUAGCGUCCCAUGAAAUCAUAAAAUAGUGGCUCCAAAAUAAGGCAAAGAUUAUGCUCUUUUUCCUGUGUAUCUAAAUGACUAUAAAUGACUAUCUAAGUUUGUAAACAGUAAUUGAUUUUUUGAGAAAGAUUGAGUUACAUUUUUUUUUUAUCACGCAAACAUCAUGAUUUAAUAUUCAUACCUUUGAGUUGGUAAAAUUUUUUGAGUUAUUGUAUACUUUACAUUCGCAGAUCUUGAAAUACUUUAAAUCAACUACAGUAUAUCUCAGUUUAAGUGUUUCAGAAGAGGAAAAGUGUUCUUGGCCUUAAGUUUAACUCUUGCUCCUAUGUUUGACCCCCCUAUGGUUAUAGUUUCCGACCUGUUUAUUUCGUCAACAUAAAAUUUAUGUGGUAAUGCAGUGACAUUCAUGUAGUAUCACCGAGGCUCACUAACUCCUGGCUUAUCUGGUAAUUGAAGUGUACAGUACAAAUCUCCAAGUCUCUCUCGGCAGUUCAAGUGACAGUAAAUCUCUCAUAUGAAGUUGACUUGGAUUUUGGACUCAAAGAUUAUUUUUUUGUCUUUAAACAAAAAUGAAAAGGGAUUAUGAAAAAAAGUUGGGUUUUUUUAGGCUAGCUAGGGGGUAUUUUUUCUUAUUUCAAAUAGUGAGUGUUCUUUCUAAUGGCUUUUCAUUGGUUGAGAGAGACUGACCAAAGUGAAAAAUUACCAAAUUUAGACAGGGGCCUAUUUUACCUAUUUUGCCUAUUUCGAAUAAUGGGUAUUCUUUGCAAUGACUUUUUAUUGACUGAGAGAGGCUGACUAAAGUGAAAAUUACCAAAUUUAGGAAGGGUUGGGGAUGUGACUCAAAGUAACAGAUUUCCAGAGGGUGGUGUCUUUAUGGUAGUGUGAUGUGGAUAUCAAAAUAGAAUCAUUAGCAAUGUUUACUCUUUUUUUUUUACUUUUUAAAUCUCAAAACUUAUGUAUCUAUUCUUUGCACUUCUAUCUACAAUAUAUUUCUUGUUUAAUUAGCUCUGAGAAUUUGCUUUUAAAUCAAACAAUAUUCCUUACUGAAUAUUUUUCUUCAGUUUCAUUUACAUUCCUCUCUGAAGUUAAAGAGAUAACCAUCAAAGAAUUAUGUGAUGGAUAUUCAAUUUUCCCUGUUCAAACUCUCAUACAAUUUUGCUGCAGACCUAUUAACCAAAUAACUCCCAGGAUGUAAUUCUUAAUUCUUCCCUGAAGCUGCUACACAUUUCCUUCUAAAUUAGUAACAAGAAUUCGGUGUUAGAUCAAGAAAACAACUACCUGGAGUGAUAAGUUUGAGUAUUCUCAUUACCUGUGUGCUGGAUAAUGUAUAGAUAUAAUGGAGAGAAGUUAUCUGUCAAUCACUUCUGGGAGUAAAGUAAUUUAAUAAAUAAAGUAUUGAUUCAGAAACAUUUUUGACCUCAAAUGUGUUUCGAUGUACGAUGGUGAUAUUUUUUGCAUUGUAGGGAAGCUAUCUUGAGAUGUUCUGAAGCUGCUGGCUAUCAGCUGUCAAGGAGAAAGAAGGUAUGUUAUGGAGAAACGUAAUAACUUUAGAAAAAAUUUUCAACCAGCAUAAUUAAAAGUUAUCAAUAGCUUUUAAUGUCCUUUUUACUCUUCUGCUCCCUCUCUGAUAUCUUUCUCAGUGGCCAGGGUAUACAGGGAAAAAAACAAUCACCAACAACUUGAGUGUUCCUGUACAUUUUCUUUAUUGAAAAUAAAAUCUUUUUUCUAGAGGGCUGUACUUCCACAAAGCUUUUUAUCAUGAUGAUAUAUUUUGAGUUAGGUAUAUGAUUGGUCAAAAUUUUUAACGGCAUUUUUUGUGGUCUUUAUCAGGCAGGAAAGAACAUACAAAAGCUUCUAGGAGGUAAUGAUUGGAAGGAUGUACUAUUGUUAAGUCAGUUAUGCUAUAAUUUGUUUUUUGGAACUGUGACUAUUACUUUUUUGAUUACCCUGCUCAAAAUUAAACAUGACUUUCUAUGUUUGUUGAACACAAGUUAUGCAGUUUAUGAUAAGGAUGCAUUAACUUGAAUGUUCAUGUACCUUGUACAUUUAAUUAAGGCUUUUUCUUAAUCUUGAACUUUAUUCAAGUGUUAAACGAAUCCCAAAAAAAUGUGGUAGUCCUUUUGAUAUUAUGAAACUGAAUGCUGUUCAUACAACUUGUGAUAGAGCCUGUACACAUAAUAAAGGUUUUUUCUUUAUCUGUGGGAACCUGCUGAGGAUAAAAAUGUUACCCUGUUGACACAAAAAAAUGUGAGAACCAAGAAGAUUUUAUGAGUACUUAGAUUACAUGUGGAUGUGGGCUGCUUAUUUAAAACAGUUUUUUUAUAUUCCAAAUUGAAAACAAUUAUUAUCAGUAAGACUAGCAGUUUUCUUUUCUCCCUUGUAAAAUAUUUAGAAGUCCCUGGUAUGGCAAACUCUGGCUGUGCUGUCAACAUGACACUGUCAUCCCUUGGUAUCAAGUUGACAAGCAUUGAAAAUGGUAGAAUUGUCGCUAAUCAUGACAUGCAAGGGAUUUCAUUUGCUAGUGGAGGAGAAAAGGUAUUUGAUGGACAAGUCUAAGUAUAGAAUGUGGAUCUAAUUGCAGCAAGAGGUGAAUAAAGUUUUCAACUUAAGGCAGACUGUCGUCAUUCAAUCCUUGUGGUUGUUUAGAGUUUCUCAUUAUUUGAAUUGACAACUAUGCUUAGUGGCAAGAUUACUGUGCCAGAUUUUAAAUGAUGGCAUACAAAGCAAACUUUUGUCUCUUUCAAAUAAAGCAAAUUUCAUUAACUGAGGUUAAAAAACCCUUUCUCAGCUAUAACAUAUUUGCUUAUUGUCAGUUGUAUUUGACUUGCAUUGAUAUACUUUUCAAAGUGGAGAUUAAAGUUUAUGGUUUGUCGAGCUGUUACACUUAAAAAUCCCCUUGAUCAGCGUAAACAAUUGUCUUUGGUUUCCCUAUGAAACACAUUAGUUUCUAGUAAUUAUUAUUUUGCUCUUUUAAAUCUGUCAUUGAAAUAGUCUCUGUAGAAUUUAAUGUCAAGUGUCAUAGACCCAAGAGCUAAGCUAAAAAGAAAAAUUUUGUGGGACAUUUUUUUUAUAGGACUGCAUUGAUAUGAUAGGAUAUGUGGCAAAAGAUCAUGUUAAUGGAAGAGGUUUGUAUUUUGUAAUGGUUUUCAUUUGUAUACUUUAGAUAACAGAUAAGGAAGGAUUGUCUUGAAGACUGAGUCUGAAAUAUAUUUAUGUUACAUGUUCUAUUUACAGUUGUAGUGUUACAACAUUCUUCUAUAUAAAUUACAAUCUAAUUGCAUUACAGAUAAGUGUAUAUUCUAAAUUUGUGAAACAUGUAUACAUUAUGCUCACUUUUUCUUACUUGAUAUGGACAAUUGCAUGUAUGUACAAUCAAAUAACAAAUUCAUUUGUUUACAGCAGUUUCAGUAACAUGCCAAGUUACUGACAUAACAUACAAUUAUAAACAAAUGCGGGAUUACUGUUUAGACUAUGCUAGCCAUCUUAAUGUCAAGUGUGGCUGCCUCUCUUUCAAGCCCUUUGUGGUUAUUGUACCCCAUGUAUAGUUUAUAAUUGCUGUAAUUUAAUUGUAACUGUUAAGUACAAAAUACUUUUGUUAUAGUUAGUACAUGACUUUGUAUUCAUAUAUGAUGCAUUAUAAUGAAAGCUUACAUAUAAUAACAUCUAUUUUCUUUCAGCUUGUUUUGUUCUGGAUUGUGGAGGUGGGCUAGCUUAUGAUGUGAUCAACACCAUAGGACAAGCCUUUGAAAUCCGUUUUAAGAUGUUUUUACAGAAUCCACCUCUUGCCACUGAGGUUCCUGAAAGGUAAGAUGCCGAGACCACAUGGUUGUUCUAUACUCAACUGUAGAAACAUGACCAGCAAAGUUAACGCCUUCAGUGUCUUCCUCCUCUGUUCUACUCCCUCUGAUAUACCGUGAGUCUACUGUGCUUCUAGAGCUAAGUGAUUUGGCAAGUUAGUGGUUGUUAAGAGUUUCAAAGCUGACGUUUCAAGCAUUAGCCCCUCAUCAGGGUGAGUGGCCAAUUACCUUUUUAUACUCUUCCACCGAUGCAGCACCACAGUUGUUUUAGAAACUAGAGCAGCUCAUAUUAUGCUUUGUGUUCUGAUGACUUUAACUUGUCUCAUUCUCUUGUCAAAUUUUUCAAAAUUAUUUAGAUAAUGAUGUAGCAUUGUCUCUUAUUGUUAAUACUGUAUUUUUUAAUCAUUUCUAAGUCUUGUCUUUAAAAAAGAAGAAAAGAUUACCAUAUUUCACAUCUCUGUGUUAUCAAAUGUUGACAAUUUUUCCUGAUUUUGCACAUGUUAUCAGUUGGUUUUGAGUUGCUUUGAAGGUAGUUGGAGCCUCAGAGAUAUUUUGUUACUGUCACUUCCAGUUGUGACCAAUGGUUAAAUAUUCACUAUUGUUUGUUGAAUGUGCGAUACAAUGAGUGAAAUUUAAACUAUUUGCUUACAGAUUUUCGGAUACAUUGUUUGAUGAGAGUGAAGAUCAUACCUAUGAGAUGGAGUAUGAAGAACCAAAGAAUGAUGGAUCACAUGUAUGAACACAUUGCUUAGUUGUUCGCAGAAAGCAUUUUGAAUCAUUAAACUAGUCAUCAAGAAUAAUGGAAACUGAAACUAUCAGUUAACAAGUUUUGACCGAAUUUGUCAAAUUCGUUAAGAGUCAAGCUUGUUCAUUAGGUUUUUUUUUUAUAUGCACAGCUCCUAUCUGCCCCCUUUUUUCUCCUCCUGGUUGAGGGAUUGAAAUAAAAGAAUGUUACGCGGCCCAUGAGGUCAUUUUGUCUUGUCGUGUGAUUCUGACAGCUCAUGGAGGCCAUAUUCUUUUUUUUUACUUUUUUGCAGUUGAGUAGACACAAAGCUUUGCAUUAUUUCCAUGAAAACACAAUGAAUACACAUGAGUCAAGUGGAUUAAAUUUUGCAGGAAAUUACUUUAAGGUCGCUCUAGGGGCUUUUGAUGUAAAGAAAGAUAGAAAUAAAUACUAAUUCAUUGGUAAUUUAUUUUCACUCAUCUUCAGUUGCCGUCGCAUGCAUAUGAAGCUCCAAUUGAUUCACGGCCAGCUGGUUACAUGACGCUGAGAAACACAUCAUCAGAUGCACUUGGAGACUAUGACAAUCCCAACAGACUGAUGAAUGCACAUGGCUACGAUGUCCCCAAAGGAUCUUUGGUGGGUUACGAAGCCCCCAAGAUCCAACACAAAGGUAAGGUUGGUUAUGAUGUGGACCAUGUAAUCUCGUAAGAAGUGUGGAGUACAAAUACUUUCCUAUAAGCUUUUGAAGGUAAUUUAAUGAGUUUUCUCAACUGAGUUACAUGUAAUAAUGUGAAUUGGCCACCGUAGAGAGUUUCUGAAGCUGGCGUUUCUCGUUUGACUCGUUUUUUUCUCUCCUUUCAACUUUAGGUGACUAUCAGAAUCCAUCAGCGCGAUCCAAUAGCAGAAAUGGCGUAAACCAGCCCGGUAGCCUUAAGUUCGCUGCAGGGGCGUGUUAUGAGAAUCCUAACAGUGCUGCUUUCUACGAGAAUCCGCUUGCUACUCCUAGAGUACCUGAUAGAAGUGAUAGCUUGGAGAGACAUCCAGUUGACCAGCUAGACUUUUCAACAUACGCCAACCCUUCCUCUCCGCCCUCUGGAUCAGGUGGUUAAUUAUUUUGUUUCGUACCUGCUUAUUAGCAUAUUCUGCCCUUUAAAAACGUUUUCUUAGUACAGAAAACUUACUUUUAGAGAUCGCCUCAAAGCCUUUUAAUGCAAGGUUUCUAGAACUUUUUUUCUACUCUAUGGAUGGCGUGCAUUUUAAGUCUCCACAUGCUCUUCUGUUUAAACUACAGCUUUUUUUAAUUUUCAAUUUUGGUUGUGUUUUGGUAAAUCUUUCGGAAAGAGUGUUUCUUUUCAAUACGUGAUACAUCAUUUAGUUUCUUAUACCCUACGAAAAAACUUUCAAACAUUCAAGUGUGGUGUGUAAUAACUUAGUGAGGUCAGAUAAAAGUUUUACGGGUAAAAAUGUUUUAACCCAUGUACAGACUUCUUCUUACAUUCUUACUUGUGAGUUUAAAUGUAUAGAUGUCGAUAUAUUAUCUUCAUUCAUUUAUCUAACGAUGGGUAGAUUGAAUGUGUAUUUCUUUGUUUUUUUCUCUUUAGAGAAAGAAAAUAAGUGGGCAACAUUUGAUGAGGAGAUGCCACCUCCUCCACUCCCAGCGGUAACUUAUCCGGAUGAUCACGAUUACCAUACUCCCCGCCCCACCCCCACCCCAAGGAAAAGGCCCCCUGUACCUAAGCCAUAUGCUGCGACUAAGUCAGAGAAAGAAAAGGAAGACCGACAGCAGCAUCAGCAACAAUCAGCGCCAACAGAUGGUACAUUUACAUUGUAACCUAUAAAAUAGUUUGUUCAUUGGCUGAAUAUUUUCCGUAAUCGUCCAGAGUGCGUGAGAAAUUUGACAAAGGAGGAAUUUAACCCUUUGACCGCUAAGAGUGACGAACAUCUAAUUUCUCUUUACAGCAUCACCCCUGUAUCACACACUUACGGUCAGGAGAAUAAAGGAAAUGAUCUCCAUCUAAAAAAGCUUGUGAUUGUUUGACAAAUUCUCCAUGUCAGCACCUUAAAAAAAUGUAUAGCGAACCGUUAGGAGAAUGUGAAUACUGAUGCUAAAGCUAUUUCUUUGGCGUACUUUAAAAAAAAAGACAAUUCGGGACGAUCAUUGAACACUAAUCGACAAUCGGUGAUGUUCAGGUUAUUCUGAUCUAUGUAAUGAUUUUGUCAAGAAAACUCUGGCCCGACAUCCAAGGCGUAUUUUUUUAAACAAGAAUUCAGGGCAAAUUUUUGUAAACAAGAAUAGGAAAUGUGGAGGUUUGGCAGGCUGUACCAAGGAUUUUCGUUUUCAUGGGAUCUUUUCCAUCACAGGUGCUCAAUCCACCCCUCUGGAGUCUGAGGUGUGGUACCACGGUCCAAUGUCUCGUGCCGAAGCUGAACUUCUUUUAGAAGAUGAAGGAGACUUCCUGGUGAGAGAGAGUAAAUCAAAGGCGGGACAGUAUGUGCUGUCUGGAGUUCAAAACGGACAGCCUCGACAUUUGUUGUUGGUGGAUCCAGAGGGCAAGGUUCGUACAGCCUUUUGCCACGCUGAGAAAUCUUUUUUAUUUAUGACGAUGCUGUUAUAGUAAAGCGUUGUUAACUAUCAGAACGCUACAUUGCUUCAAUUUUCAUUAGGGUGAUGAUAUUUUGCCUGGGUGGGGCACCAGUCUAGUAUUUUUGAUUGAUUAUUGGUCACAAAAUUUCCUGCACCCCUUCGCUUCAGGCUGUUCCGUUUUCUUUAAGCCAAACGGAGUCGCGCGAAGGAAUUCUGUCGCCCCAUGCCCACACGCGGCUCCCGCUUCAUCCAUGCUCCCUCACGGCAUAAAAGAAACGAAAAAGACUUGAAAGCAGGCUAGUUGGAAUUACCACGCUUGUGUGAGAGGGAAGGGUCUCGCCUCGGCGCAUUGGACCCUUUGAUGCGUACUCUUGCGCGCAACCACGACUACGCAAAUAAUUUUCCAAUUUCUGCAAUCCUGUUUCAACAGUUUUCACGGCCAAGCACGCUAACAAGUUAAAUCUUCUAAGUCAGACCAGUAAUUAAUAAUGGUUUUUUCAAAAGCGAAAGUCGUCUUUUUAACUACAGGUUAAUUCUUGGUUUUUGUCCUCCACAGGUUCGAACGAAAGAUCGCGAGUUUUCAAGUGUUCAAGAGCUCGUUGUAUACCAUGUAAACAACGCUGUGCCAAUCAUCUCGUCGGGUAGCCAGGUCACAAUAACACACCCUGUUCACAAGCAAUAACUGUUUUAACCUAACAACGAUUCUUUUUAAGGCUAACCUUUGUGAAAACUGCAGCGACUUGAAUCAAUUAUGUAAGUGUGUUUAAAGGACAAGUUUGACUCGUUUGAUGCCCACACUACCGCUUCGUUUCUGCAAGUUAAGAGUGGUACUUCAAAUACUUUGCAUAAAUACUGAUUUGUAAAAACGAUAGGAAUUUAUAGGGCGGGGCUGUGUUCAUUAACUUUUAAGACACUUUCAGAAUCGUCGUUUGAUUUGAGGAGAGCAGCCUUGUGAUUUCUUCAAAGUACUCUCAGCUAAUGAAGCCAAAGUUCCUAAGCCGAAUUCUUUUUAUAAAGUUUUGUACAAAUAAUACUUGUAAGGUUUUGUAAAACUUCGCUAACACAACUUUUUGAUCAAGUAUCGCGUCGCACACAACACGAUAGGAGUUAAUGUUUUGUACAGGUAUUGACAAAAGUAUGAUGUAUUGUAGAGGGAUUUUGAGGAAGGGUGUUCAUCAGAAUGGUAUAGAGCAUUUUGAUUGAGUGCCCAGUACCCCAAACCGUAGUAAUCAGUACAGUCAAUCAUAACAGAGACAAAUAUCUCAGAGGUCAAUCAGAAUGCGAAGCAAAAGUAAAGAAACUAUCUAAAGUGCGGGAAAAUGCCGUCGUGUGACCAAGUUGUUAUGAUUGGUUUAAGUUUAGCAUCUGAUAUGAUUUGGAUGUUAGCGCGAGUUCUUCGAACUAUUUACCGAACUUACUAAUGCAAAAACAAUGAAAUCCCGGAGAACUUUCGUAAAAACUGUUCCACAAUCAAUCCAAUUUUUUCUACAAUUUUUGUAGAAUAAUUUAGUACAGUUAUUAAUAUAAUAUAAAAACGAGAUUUGCCAAAUGAAUUGACUUCUUUUUAGAAUGCUGAUCAAUUGAUUGAAAUAAACCCGAUAACUAACAGCUCAUGAAUAAAGAUAGUUGAAUAUGCAUGUUAACACCAGCAAGCUCUGGUUUGGUUUUAAAGCUAGAAAUUGUGGCCCAGAAAUACAAAUAGUAAUAGCAGGUCUAUUAUUUUGAACUGAAAAUCAAGUAAUUUUACACUUUUUCUCCGCACAACUCUUAUUGUAGUAUUACUAAAGUUGACACUUUAUAUAACAACGGGUAGGAAAAGAAUGCACUUAUGCCCUGACGUUCAAUUUUAUUUCAAGUAAACAGUUGUGUUAAACUGUUUUUUUUUUCUUAUUUGAGAAAACAUAAAAGACGACCCUAAUUGUUGUAUCACUCAUAUAACAAUAAAAAUCUUUGAUC